Messenger RNA from Papilio machaon (common yellow swallowtail), 859 nucleotides. Its product is annotated as collagenase. The record is from RefSeq and is a predicted model, not a curated record. Gene Ontology annotation, biological process: proteolysis. The transcript is spliced from 5 exons. Lineage: Eukaryota; Metazoa; Arthropoda; Insecta; Lepidoptera; Papilionidae. The coding region runs from base 11 to 859 and encodes 282 amino acids. Gene Ontology annotation, molecular function: serine-type endopeptidase activity.
UUGUUGCAAAAUGUUUUCAUUCAAGUUGUUUACGUUAUUCUUAUUCUUUGGUAUCGUUCAAUGUAACUCUUCGUAUGGUUAUCAUAUAUUGGUGGGCAUACCAAGAGCAAGGGCGAUAAAAAUAACGGAAGGGAUGUCUCGAAUCGUCGGAGGAUCUCAAGUUACAACGCUCAACUCUUUCCCUUAUCAGGCUGGUAUUGUAACCACUCUGACUACAGGGGCGGAAUCUAUUUGUGGUGGAUCAUUAGUGUCUAGGACUAGGGUUCUCACAGCCGCCCAUUGCUGGAGAGAUGGUCAAAUGCAAGCGAGGAAGUUUACAGUUGUUCUUGGGUCUUUGAAAAUAUUCUCUGGCGGAACCAGACUAGACAGUACUGAUGUUGUCGUUCAUCCGCAAUGGAAUUUUAAUGAAAUAACUAAUGACAUUGCUAUGGUUAAAAUAGCAGCAGUAAAUUUAAGUGAAAACAUACAACCGGUUGCUUUGCCAACAACAUCCGAAGUGUCAGAAAAUUAUGCAGGACUAUCAGCUAUUGCUUCUGGUUAUGGGAAAACUAGAGAUUCACAAAACAGUUUUCCGUCGACGACAGCGCUGUAUCAAAUGACAUUAUCGGUGCUCACAAACGCGCAGUGUCAACAAAGGUUCGACAUGCCACUGCAUAGCAGCCAUCUUUGCACUGACGGUGUCCGCGGCGUCGGAACUUGCGAUGGCGAUUCCGGAGGUCCAUUGACUGUUGUUUGGAAGAAUCGUCGCACUUUGAUUGGUAUCGUAUCGUUCGGUUUAGGGGACGGAUGUCAACUGGGACUCCCUUCAGUCUACACGCGAGUGACCGCUUUUCUUCCAUGGAUAAAUUCUAAUAUGUAA